This is a messenger RNA of Ailuropoda melanoleuca (giant panda), 1007 nucleotides long. It is a transcript of the gene CIB4, whose product is annotated as calcium and integrin binding family member 4. Bases 217 to 717 code for a protein of 166 amino acids. The transcript has 6 exons. Gene Ontology annotation, molecular function: magnesium ion binding; calcium ion binding. The record is from RefSeq and is a predicted model, not a curated record. NCBI's taxonomy places the organism in Eukaryota, Metazoa, Chordata, Mammalia, Carnivora, Ursidae.
GGCCUGCUGGCUCAUCCAUCCGUAAGUGAGGGACGGGACUGAGUGACCACAGAUGUCCCUUCCAGCUCUGACAUUCUAGAACUAAUACUUGUGGAGUAUAUCUCAGGCUAUAGAGCACAGUCCUGUACCUUUCCUCAUCUUUGCACACACACCUCCCCCCCGCGCCCACUGUGGGCUGGGCACACUGGAGUCCUCAAGGAUGUUUCUAGAACACGGAUGUCUAACUGCCUUUACUAUGUCACUCAAUCCAUCCAUGACACCUUCCUGAAGCUCUGUCCCCCUGGGAAGUACUACAAGGAGGCAACACUGACCUCAGACCAGGUCAGCUCCCUGCCAGCCCUGAGGGUCAACCCUUUCAGAGACCGAAUCUGCAAGGUGUUCUCCCACAACAAUGCGUUCUCCUUUGAGGAUGUGCUGGGGAUGGCAUCUGUGUUCAGUGAACAGGCCUGCCCCAGCCUGAAGAUCGAGUAUGCCUUUCGCAUCUAUGAUUUUAACGAGAACGGCUUCAUCGACGAGGAUGACCUGCAAAAGGUUGUCCUCCGGCUGCUCAACAGUGAUGACGUGUCAGAGGACCUGCUGACUGACCUCACAAACCACGUCCUGAAUGAGUCAGAUCUGGACAACGACAACAUGCUGUCUUUCUCGGAGUUUGAACAUGCGAUGGCCAAGUCUCCAGACUUCAUGAACUCCUUUCGGAUUCACUUCUGGGGAUUUUGAUGUGGCCACAAAUACCUGAUCUGGAAGCCUCAAGGGCGAUCACUGGAACUUGGAAUUCAACCCCCUCUGGGCACUGACCGACUCUGAUCAGAAGUAUUCGUCCCUGUCCUACCUCACUUCUAGACUAUUGUUUAUUCAAUAAAGCAAAACAAAAGCCUUUCCCUUGCCCCCAGUUCAUCUGUUGAAUACAGGAUGGCACAGAAGUACUUUUUAUUAAGGACUGCUCAUUCCGGGUUUAAGUUUGCCGAUGACACGGCAAGGUGUCAUCCAAGCUAGCUAGGAUGACCAGC